AUCUCCGAUGGCCAAGGAGAUGAGCGGUCAGAAUCUCCCUAUGAAAGUGCUGAUGAAACUCAGACUGAAGUGUCUAUAUCAUCCAAAAAAUCUGAGCGAGGAGCAGGAACAAAAAAAGAAUAUGUGUGUCAGCUGUGUGAAAAAACAGGUGAUCUCCUACUGUGUGAAGGACUUUGCUAUCGAGCUUUUCAUGUAAGCUGCCUUGGGCUCUCUGGAAGACCAGCAGGAAAAUUCAUUUGUAGUGAAUGUACAUCAGGUGUGCAUACUUGCUUUGUGUGUCAAGAGAGAAAGGCAGAUGUGAAACGCUGUGUCGUAUCCCACUGCGGAAAAUUCUACCACGAAGCUUGCGUGAAAAAAUUUCAUCUGACGGUGUUUGAGAACAGGGGGUUUCGAUGUCCUCUCCACAGCUGCCUGAGUUGUCAUGUUAGUAACCCCUCACAUCCACGAAUUUCAAAAGGAAAGAUGAUGCGCUGUGUUCGCUGUCCUGUCGCGUACCAUGCUGGAGACCUUUGCAUUGCUGCGGGAUGUGCAGUCAUCGCUUCCAACAGCAUUGUUUGUACCAACCAUUUCACUGCCAUGAAAGGAAAAACCCAUCACGCGCAUGUCAAUGUGAGCUGGUGCUUUGUGUGUUCUAAAGGAGGAAGCUUGUUGUGCUGCGAGUCAUGUCCUGCAGCCUUUCACCCAGACUGUUUAAACAUUGAAAUGCCAGAUGGGAGCUGGUACUGCAAUGACUGCAGGGCGGGGAAGAAGCUCCAUUUCCAGGAUAUCAUUUGGGUUAAACUGGGAAAUUACAGAUGGUGGCCUGCAGAAGUUUGCCAUCCAAAAAACGUCCCCCCAAAUAUACAGAAAAUGAAGCAUGAAAUCGGAGAAUUUCCUGUGUUUUUCUUUGGUUCUAAGGAUUACUAUUGGACACACCAAGCACGGGUGUUCCCUUAUAUGGAGGGAGACAGAGGGAGCAGAUACCAGGGGAUCAAAGGAAUUGGAAAAGUCUUCAAAAAUGCUUUGCAAGAAGCUGAAGCUCGAUUUCGAGAAAUAAAGCUGCAGCGAGAAGCCAAAGAAACCCAAGAAAGUGAACGUAAACCUCCACCAUACAAGCAUAUUAAGGUGAAUAAACCUUGUGGUAAAGUGCAGAUAUAUACUGCUGACAUUUCUGAGAUUCCCAAGUGCAACUGCAAACCCACAGAUGAAAACCCUUGUGGCUUUGAUUCGGAGUGCCUGAAUCGGAUGCUGAUGUACGAAUGCCAUCCACAAGUUUGUCCAGCGGGAGAACGGUGCCAAAACCAGUGCUUUACAAAACGUCAGUACCCUGAGACAAAGAUCAUCAAAACCGAUGGGAAGGGGUGGGGUCUGGUCGCCAAGAGGGACAUCAAAAAGGGAGAGUUUGUCAAUGAGUACGUCGGUGAACUGAUUGAUGAAGAGGAGUGUAUGGCAAGAAUCAAAUACGCACAUGAAAACGACAUUACCCACUUCUAUAUGCUCACUAUUGAUAAGGACCGUAUUAUUGAUGCUGGCCCCAAAGGAAACUAUUCCCGGUUUAUGAAUCACAGCUGCCAACCAAAUUGUGAAACUCUAAAAUGGACAGUAAAUGGAGACACUCGUGUCGGGCUCUUUGCUGUCUGCGAUAUUCCUGCAGGGACAGAGCUGACUUUUAAUUACAACCUUGACUGUCUGGGCAAUGAAAAAACAGUCUGCAAAUGUGGUGCCCCAAACUGCAGUGGAUUUCUUGGGGACAGACCAAAGAAUUCUUCCACUAAUGCCUCAGAAGAAAAAGGCAAAAAGACCAAAAAGAGAACACGGAGACGCAGAACGAAAAAUGAAGGGAAGAAAGAAUCUGAAGAUGAUUGUUUCCGUUGUGGUGAUGGAGGCCAGCUGGUGUUGUGCGACAGGAAAUCCUGUACUAAAGCAUACCACCUCUCCUGUCUUGGUUUGGUGAAACGUCCUUUUGGGAAGUGGGAGUGUCCUUGGCACCACUGUGAUGUCUGUGGCAAACCUUCUGUUUCUUUCUGCCACUUCUGCCCAAAUUCUUUCUGCAAGGAACACCAAGACGGGACAGUACUAAACUCUACGUUGAAUGGACACUUAUGCUGCUCUGAACACGUUCCCGGGGUGGAUUCUGUUGAAACUCCCAAGACGGAGAAACCCCGCAAAAAACUGAACAAGUUGAAGCCCAGGAGGAAGCAGAGGAACAGAUGGAUGAGAGCCGAAUGCAAAUAGCCGUGGACUGCAGUUGCUACUGCCAACACUAUCUUGUAGAUAAGUUGUGAAUACGACCAGGGAAGGACACAAUUUUACAUAUAUUCUGUAAAGGUUACGUCGGGGGGGAGG
Messenger RNA from Eurypyga helias (sunbittern), 2325 nucleotides. It is a transcript of the gene NSD2, whose product is annotated as Wolf-Hirschhorn syndrome candidate 1. Gene Ontology annotation, biological process: regulation of DNA-templated transcription. Gene Ontology annotation, molecular function: histone H3K36 methyltransferase activity; protein binding. The transcript has 13 exons. NCBI's taxonomy places the organism in Eukaryota, Metazoa, Chordata, Aves, Eurypygiformes, Eurypygidae. Gene Ontology annotation, cellular component: nucleus; chromatin. The annotation marks the transcript as partial. The record is from RefSeq and is a predicted model, not a curated record.